Molecule: messenger RNA, 876 nt
Organism: Dictyostelium discoideum AX4
Lineage: Eukaryota; Evosea; Eumycetozoa; Dictyosteliales; Dictyosteliaceae
Exons: 3
Coding region: 1-876 (291 amino acids)
Source: RefSeq, a predicted model, not a curated record
AUGGAACCAAUCAAUAAUAUUGAUAGAGUAUUUUUAGUUUCUGGUACUUCAACUGGAUUAGGUUUAUCAAUUGUUAAAAGGUUAUUAGAUAAUAAUUACAAAGUUGCAGCAUUUACAAGAUCAAAAUUAAUAGUUGAAAAUGAAAUUAAAAAAUAUUAUGAAAAUAAUAAUGAAAAAAAUAUUGAUUAUUUAAAUUCAUUAUUAGCAGUUCAAGUUGAUAUUACAAAUGAAGAAAGUGUUGAAAAUGGUGUUAAAGAAACAGUUAAUAAAUUUGGACAUUUUGAUGUUGUAAUUAAUAAUGCAGGAUAUGGUCAAAUGGAAGCAAGAGCAAUUUUCGAUGUCAAUUAUUUUGCAAUUUUAAAUAUUGUUAGAUCAACAACACCAUAUUUAAGAAAACAAAAAUCAGGUUUAAUCUUGAAUGUUUCAAGUAUUGUAGGACAUUUACCAAAAGGUAGCAUUUCAUCAUACGUAGCUAGUAAAUAUGCUGUAACAGGUUUAACAUUAUCACUUGAACAAGAAUUAGCACCUUUUAAUAUUAAGGUUGUAUUAUUAUCACCUGGUGGAUUUAGAACUAUUAUUACAAAUAAAGAGAAAUUCAAAUUGGUAGAAAAUCCAAUUCCAGAGUAUUAUCCAAAUUCAACUCCUCAAAAUUCACUUGAAGCAUUUAUUGGUUUGAUGAAUACUUCAAAUGGUGAUCCAAAUAAAUUUGCAAAUGCAAUUUUAAAACUUGAUUUAAUUCAUCAACAAGGUAAUAAAUUACCAUCAAAUAUUUUCUUUGGUUCUGAUGCUUUAGAAGGUUCUAGUCAUUUCUUUAAAUCAUUAAUUGAUGAAUCUAAUCAAUGGAAAGAACUUGCUCUUUCAACUGACCGUUCUUAA